Cajanus cajan (pigeon pea) is the source of this 1141-nucleotide messenger RNA. RefSeq names its product Nuclear transport factor 2 (NTF2) family protein. NCBI's taxonomy places the organism in Eukaryota, Viridiplantae, Streptophyta, Magnoliopsida, Fabales, Fabaceae. The record is from RefSeq and is a predicted model, not a curated record.
UUCUCGGUAGUUAAUACUUAAUGGAACGAAAGUGGAAGCUAGAAUGGAAAAAGUGUAAAAGGAAGUGGAAGGGACAAUAAAAUGUUGGUGAUCAGUUGUUCCACUUCCACUAGGUUGUUUUUGAAGUCACCAGCUUCACCUUUGUGUCUGUCUUGUCCAUAUUCGUCACUCAAAAUGGCUAAUAUUGAUUUAGUAAAUGCUAUUCCCAAGCUUGGAAGAAAAUGGAGAGCCGUUGAUGGGAGUGGAGAGAAGCAAUCAGUUACCGUAGCAAGCUUUGACGAUGAUAACGUUGUUGACUCAGCUUCAACGGUGGUGAGUAAUUUCUAUGGAGGAAUCAAUGCGCAUGACGUGGAUUCUGUAGAGUAUCUAAUUGCUGAGAAUUGUGUGUACGAAGACCUUGUCUUUCCCCAACCCUUUGUGGGUCGUAAGGAAAUUCUAGAGUUCUUCAAAAAAUUCACUAAUGCUACAAGCACAGAUCUGCAGUUUGUUAUUGAUGAUUUGUCUACCAAGGACUCCUCAUCCGUUGGGGUGAUAUGGCAUUUAGAAUGGAAGGGAAAGCCUUUUCCAUUUAGCAAAGGGUGCAGCUUUUAUCGUCUAGAGGUGAUCAACGGCAAGAGACAGAUAACAUAUGGGCGAGACUGUGUUGAACCUGCAAUCAAGCCCGGGAAUGCAACUUUGGGAUAAGAGAUGAAGGAAAAGUCAAAUUCUAAACAAGCCAGUUAACUACCAAAAGUUAAUAAUCUAACAAGAGCCAGAAAUAAUUGCGCAAAGUCAAACCAAAUCUUGUCUCAAAAUCCUUCCUCUUAAUUAUAAACCAAAAUUAUGGCAAUCACUAAAGUUAGUAAGUUACAUCUCUUAGUCUUAAAUUUCCCAUCCCAUCUAUAUCUUGUGUUCUUUGAAUCUGUUUCUCGGGUCAUUUUGUACUUCGUUUGGUAAAUUAAUUGUAAUGUGGUUGCCAGUAAACAGUUUUGGCGUAGCUUUCAUAUUGGUCAUCAUUUAAAAUUCGAUGUUGUUAUUGGGAAACAGCAAGAACACACAGAUCAUGAAGAAAAACUUAAAUGUUGUGAACGCAUGUGCAAUGGUGUGGACGAGUGUGUUCAUGUUUAUCCAUUAACUGAGUUCUAUGUUCUUGGAAAACAAU